CUAUAACUUCCGGUGCCGUUCCGUGGGCAAUCGUGUGCUGGCGGGAGUUCGCCGGAUUAAAGCCUUUUGUAAACGCUGAAAUCGCAAAGCUUUCCUGAAACUCGGCCUUCGCUGAAACACAAUGGGCGACAGUGAUGACGAGUACGACCGCAGACGCAGAGACAAGUUCCGCCGGGAGAGGAGCGACUAUGACCGGUCCCGGGAGAGAGAGGACCGCCGUAGGGAUGACUGGAAUGACCGGCGGCCCUCGGCUCGAGAGUGGGACCGGGGCAGAGAGCGGCGCAGCAGAGGGGAGUACCGGGACUACGAGAGGGGUCGACGAGAGAGAUUCUCCCCUCCACGACAUGACAUGAGCCCCCAGCAGAAGCGCAUGAGGAGAGACUGGGAUGACCACGGAGGUGACCCGUACCAUGGUGGCUAUGAUCUGGGUUAUGGUGGCGGUGGAGGACCCAGCUAUGCCCCUCCUCAGCCGUGGGGUCACCCUGACAUGCACCUGAUGCAGCCCCAUCAUGGAAUCCCCAUCCAGGCCAGGCUAGGAAACAUCCACGAUAUGGAUCUUGGUCCUCCUCCUCCUGUGAUGAAGACCUUUAAGGAGUUCCUGAUUUCCCUGGAUGACUCUGUGGACGAGACUGAGUCUGUCAAACGCUACAAUGAGUACAAGAUUGAUUUUAGGCGUCAGCAGAUGCAGGACUUCUUCCUGGCCCAUAAAGAUGAAGAGUGGUUUCGCUCAAAGUACCACCCGGAUGAGGCUGGGAGGCGUAAAGCUGAAGCCCACAGUGCUCUGCAGAACCGGCUGAGCGUCUACAUGUAUCUGAUGGACAACAACUGGUUUGAGCCGGUCUCUCUGGAUAUCGAGCGUGCGCCGCAAAUCACCAAGAUUUUAGAUGCAGCCGUGAUUAAGAUGGAGGGAGGAGCAGAAAAUGACCUGCGGAUCCUGGAGCAGCCCAGCGAGGAAGAAGAGGAGCGUGAGAGACUGUCAUCUGGUGGAGCUCCAUCUGAACCAUCUAAACGGGACGAGCCCAAGCCUGCAGAUGCUGAGAACAAACCCUCGGAGGAAAAAGACAAGCUGGAAGAGGGUGAGGAGAGCGCUGAGAAAGAUGUAGAGAAAGCUUCUGCAGGAGGAAGCGAAGGAGAGGAGAAAACUGAGAAAGAAGCACCUGCUGAACCAAUCCCUGAACCCAAGAAGCUGAGUAAGAAGAGGAAGAGGAAGCAUAGUGGGGACAGUGAGGAUGAAGCCAGUGCAUCUGAGAGCGAAUCUGAUUCUGACUCUGACUCAAACUCUCACUGCUCGGAGAAACCCUCGGAGAGAGAGAGAGAACCAGAGGAGGUGGAGGAAAAAGAGGAAGAGGAAGAAGAGGAGGGAGAAGCGGCUGAUGGAAAGGAGCAGACGGAUGAGCAGAAGGAAAGGGAGAAAGAAAAAGAGAAGAAAGUUAAGGAUGAUCAGCCUCCACGUCCUCGACCUCUUCACAGGACGUGUUCUCUCUUCAUGAGGAGUAUCGCUCCAACAAUAUCUAAAGCAGAGAUCGUCGCUUUGUGUCGACGUUAUCCAGGAUUUAUGCGCGUUUGUUUGUCGGAACCACAGCCAGAGCGCAGGUUUUUCCGGCGUUGUUGGGUGACCUUUGACAGAGGAGUGAACAUCAAAGAGAUCUGCUGGAACCUGCAGAACAUCCGGGUGACUGCGGGCUGUGAGUUGGCUCCUGGCAAUCGGGAUUUGGCACGUCGUGUGCGAAACGUCAACGGAAUCACUCAGCAUAAGCAGGUUCUGCGUAACGACAUCAAGCUAGCGGCUAAACUGAUUCAUGCACUGGACGACAGGGAGAAACUCUGGAGCCAGAAACCCAGAGAAGAGACGCCCACCUCUAGAGCUUCUGCUCAAAACCCCAUUCUGAAGAACACAUCAUGAUUACUGAUAGAGGAAGUGAGUGCGGAAGAGGAAGAGCUUCUGGGAAGUGCUGGAGGAGGCUCUGAGGAUGGAUCCAAAGAGGGAAACCCUACUGAUACUGUGGAGAGAGAUGAAAAACUCGUCAAGGUGUUGGACCGUCUCCUCUUUUAUCUGCGCAUCGUGCACUCUAUUGACUAUUACAACACCUGCGAGUACCCCAGUGAGGAUGAGAUGCCGAACCGCUGCGGCAUCAUCCACGUGCGAGGGCCCAUUCCCCCAAACCGCAUUACUCUCAGAGAGGUGGGUGACUGGCAGAAGACUGUUGAGGAGAAAAUGGGACCCUUGUUCAGUGUGAAAGAAAACCUGUCUGGCGAAGCAGCGAAAAUGGGCCGCAAAGACCCAGAACAGGAAGUAGAAAAGUUUGUGGUGGCCAACACGCAGGAACUGGGCAAAGACAAGUGGCUCUGUCCUCUAAGUGGCAAAAAGUUUAAGGGCCCAGAGUUUGUGAGGAAACACAUCUUGAACAAACAUGGUGACAAGAUUGAGGAAGUAAAGAAAGGUGUGUUUUUCAACAACUUCCUAAUGGAUGCUAAAAGGCCAUCCAUCCCAGAGAUGAAACCUCCACCCCAUCCAGGCCCAGGACAGGGAGUGCUUUCACCCGGAGGUCUUCCCUUCCCGCCGCAGGGUCCUCAAGGUCUCAUGGGUUUUGGUCAGCCCAGACCUCCACUUAUGGGUUAUGGAGGUGGUCCUCCUUAUCCCCCUAACCAGUAUGGUGGAGGCAGAGGAAACUAUGAUAACUUCCGUGGACAGGGCGGAUAUCCUGGAAAACCCAGAAACAGCCGAGUGAUGCGUGGAGAUCCUCGCAAUAUCAUCGAGUAUCGUGAUUUAGACGCACCUGAUGAUAUGGAUUUCUUUUAGAGCUCCAGUUUUAGUCUCUACAUUUAACUUGUUUUUUUUUUUACGGUUGUCACAGCAUUUUCUCGUUUUUGCAUUCAUUCCAGAAGCUGCCCGCCGCCGUCUCCUUUCACAUGUAUUACAGUAGCAAAGCUUCACUUGUGUUCAAUGUCAUUGUGUACUCCAUGUCAUAGCGUGUGCUUUGUGGCCUUUUUCCUCCAAUAAAAACUUUAAUUUGGA
Molecule: messenger RNA, 3016 nt
Organism: Danio aesculapii
Lineage: Eukaryota; Metazoa; Chordata; Actinopteri; Cypriniformes; Danionidae
Gene: srrt
Product: serrate RNA effector molecule homolog (Arabidopsis)
Biological process (GO): mRNA processing; primary miRNA processing
Cellular component (GO): nuclear body
Source: RefSeq, a predicted model, not a curated record